Molecule: messenger RNA, 1445 nt
Organism: Nycticebus coucang (slow loris)
Lineage: Eukaryota; Metazoa; Chordata; Mammalia; Primates; Lorisidae
Gene: GARIN5A
Product: golgi associated RAB2 interactor 5A
Exons: 4
Coding region: 66-758 (230 amino acids)
Cellular component (GO): nucleus
Source: RefSeq, a predicted model, not a curated record
GUGUCCGCAGCCCCACCUUCGAUUGUCUCCUCCCUACGUUUGGCUCUAGGGGCGGGGGCGUUGCGAUGAAGCGAGGGCACGAAGCUAGGCCGGCCCUCGGUGGAGCAGCCUAUCCAGGCCGUCCCGGGCGGCUCCAGCGCCACCUCUUGAGCGGCGAGUUCGACCAGCUGCGGGACUUCACCAUCUUUGAGAGCAACUUCGUGCAGGUGACCCGCUUAGGAGAAGUUGCCAACAAGGUCACCAUGGGGGUGGCAGCCUCCAGUCCAGCCCUGGAACUCCCAGACCUGUUGCUGCUGGCAGGCCCUGGCAAGGAGAACGGACACCUGCAGCUCUUCGGGCUGUUCCCCUUGCAAUUUGUCCAGCUCUUCGUCCAUGACGAAAGUCGCUGCCAGCUUAAGGUGAAGUUCCGCACCGGCCGAGCCUUCUACUUGCAGCUGCGGGCCCAGCCCGAGACUCGCGACCGCGAGUUUGGCCAGUGGGUGCGGCUGCUGUACCGCCUGCGCUUCCACUCGGUCCAGGGACCCGUGCCCUUCACACAGGAGUACUCGGUGCCCGAGGACCAGGACUAUGACGAGGAUGAGGAAAAUGAAGCACAGCUGGAGUGCGAAGAGGUGGGGGGGCGGGGGGCGGAGAAGAGACCAGUGAGUGGGCUGGGGGGAGGAGACUCCUGGCCAACCCACUCCCAUCUGGAGGAGGAGGGGCUCAGACAAAUGGGUCUGAGGGAGGAAGAGGCUAGGGACCUAGACCCCUGGGUCUGAGGGAUAAGGGGGUCAGGGGACUGGGUGCCCGGGUCUUAGAGUGGCAGAGACCUGCCCAGACUUCUGAGUCUAUAAGGCAUGUGAAGACUGGGUAGGAGGCGCAGUGUGUGCAGGGCCUUGUUGCCCUGAGCUUAGUUGGCCAUAGUGUCCUAAUUGGGAACACACCAACCCACACUGUUCCCCAGCCUCUCUCCCCUGACAUGCUGAAGAGGAUCUGAAGGGGUGGUGUCAGCCAGGCCAGGGGUCCAGUUCCCUAUAAGGCCCUGAGGGGAGGGCAGGGGCACUGCAACCCGUGGGGCUCUGCCUUCCCUGUAGGUACAAGGCCCCCCUAAAGAGGCCUUCCUCUGAAGCCCAUUCUCCCUUACCCCCAGCUUCAAGCCUUGGAAGCCAGACUUGACCCACAGACCUCUGAACUCUGGGGACUCUGAUUCUUCCAACAUCCUUUGAGGUCACCAAAGGACUAGAGAUCAAAGUACUCUGCCUCAGGCCAGACAGAUGAGUUAUUAAAGUUAAUAAAGAUCAAGUCAUGAGCAGCUCUGCCACUGAUUCAACAUGGCAGCCUGGCAGAAGUAGCUUUUGCAGUAUGGCCACUUCCACCAUGACUUGCUCCUUGGGCCACCAUUGAGACCUGGUGCCCACCAUGUGGACAUGGUUGCCUCAGUGGAACAGCCUUCUCAGUCUGGCCUG